Molecule: messenger RNA, 2281 nt
Organism: Dalotia coriaria
Lineage: Eukaryota; Metazoa; Arthropoda; Insecta; Coleoptera; Staphylinidae
Product: facilitated trehalose transporter Tret1-like
Exons: 4
Coding region: 318-1970 (550 amino acids)
Biological process (GO): transmembrane transport; carbohydrate transport
Cellular component (GO): membrane
Molecular function (GO): sugar transmembrane transporter activity
Source: RefSeq, a predicted model, not a curated record
UGAGUAAGGUAACCAACAGGUUGUAUAUUAUUGCAUAUUGGAUUUUUAGCCGCGUUGUUCUCAGAGAGAAUUCUGAGAGAGCUAGCCAUAUGCACGGCAUAGCAACAGGCCGACCGUUAUUAGUUUAGAGCUCUGGUGAAUGUGUGCAAAAAAAAUCGUUUCGCCAGACCCACCUGUGUGCGUGUGCGUGUGUAAGGUUACGUCCUGGUUUCAAUAUCGAAAUAUUUCGGGGAAAUCCACUGAAAAGUUCAAGGAAGCCCUCAAAACCAAACAAACAACAACAACUCACGAAGGAUCACCAAAAAGGACGAGGCACAAUGUCGAUCAAUCCAACAUACACCGCAUAUCCGGAGGAUUUCAUAGAUAACCCGCACAGCCGCCUGGAAGCCACCGCCAGCGCGUCCGUAUCGGCCUCGACGACCGCCACCAAUCUAUCCGAGAUGGACCAUCCGAUACAACCAAUGCGCAAACCGGGCACCCGGCUGGACGAGAACUGCAAGAAGGAGUUCCAACAUUUGAACCCGGACAGCAACAAGCAGGAUAUUGAGGAUCCACCUAUGGGAUGUGAAGAUAUCCGGAAGAAAUAUUACUUGCGUAUUCAGGUGUUAACUGCCAUUUCUGUGUCUCUGGUUUCUUUGGUCAUUGGUUAUGUCUCUGCGUACACCGCCCCAGCCGCUGAAUCCCUUCAAGCGGAGUUGGAAUUGACCAAAAACGAGUGGUCAUGGGUAUGCAGUUUGAUGCCCUUGUCGGCGCUUGUCGGUGGACUGGUCGGCGGACAACUGAUAGACUACUUCGGCCGUAAACGUAUCAUCGCCUUCACCAACUGCAUGUACAUAGCUUCCUGGUUGCUAUGCGCCAAUGCCACGAAUGUCUGGUAUGUCUACGCAGCGCGAACCGUCGUGGGUUUCAGCGUGGGUAUCGCCUCCCUGGUCUUACCAGUAUAUCUGGGUGAAACCAUCCAACCGGAAGUACGUGGUACCCUGGGUCUACUCCCAUCUGCUUUUGGUAACACUGGUAUCCUGGUCUGUUUCGCUGCGGGCAGUUACCUAAAGUGGGACCACCUCGCCUGGGUGGGUUUCGCACUUCCCCUACCCUUCCUGUUGAUCUACUUCCAAAUCCCCGAGUCGCCAAGAUGGUACAUCCUCAAGGAACGCAACGAGGAAGCCAGACAAGCCUUGCAAUACCUCCGUGGUAAAGAUUGUGAUAUCAGCAAUGAAUUCGACGACCUGGUCAGGAGCCACAAGGAAUCCGAGAAGUUAUCCUCGUCUUCAUCACUUACCGACCUGUUUACGAAAUCUAACAUGCGACCAUUGGCUAUCUCCCUGGGUUUGAUGUUCUUCCAACAAAUGAGUGGUAUCAACGCUGUCAUCUUCUACACCACAACUAUUUUCAAAAUGGCUGGAUCAUCCAUCGAUGAAAACGUCUGCACCAUCAUUGUGGGUCUGGUAAACUUCGUGUCUACAUUCCUCGCUACCAUUCUAAUCGACAGACUGGGACGCAAAGUACUCUUGUACAUCUCGAGUGUUUCCAUGAUCAUGACCUUGAGUGUCCUUGGAUCUUACUUUUACCUGCGCAAUGUGAAUGUCGACGUAUCCGACUACGGAUGGUUACCAUUAUUAAGUUUCGUCAUCUACGUACUUGGAUUUUCAUUGGGUUUCGGACCUAUUCCAUGGUUAAUGUUAGGAGAAAUCCUCCCAGCGAAAAUUCGUGGAUCUGCUGCUUCAAUAGCAACAGCUUUCAACUGGUCCUGCACGUUUAUCGUGACGAAAAUCUUCUUGAACAUCAUUGAAUUGGUUGGUACGCAUGGUACCUUCUGGUUGUUCAGUUUAUUCGUACUUGGAUCACUGGUGUUUAUUUAUCUAUGGGUGCCGGAAACUAGAGGCAAGAGUCUGGAGGAUAUUGAAAGGAAGUUUGCGAGAAGGAUGAGUUCGGUGGCGAAUCUGAAACCGCUGCCAUCGUCGGCGUGCUGAUACCAACGACAGUCAUUUGCACCAAUAUGCCAAAGUAUAGAACGAAACAAGAAACGUACAGGGAUAUCAUAGGGCAGGAACAUUCCAGAAUACUCCCAUUGUGAUUUGUUUGAAUUAUUUUUAGAGUAAUAGGCUAAACUGAUGAGUUUAGUCUAAAUGCCUUUUAUAUAUAUGACUAUUGUAAAUUAUUGCAAGAUCUGAUAUUGAAUCUGAUAGCGUAGUAUUGUAUAUGUAUAUAUUUUUAAUGUAUAAUAAAAUUUUUAAUUACGAGUAUAAUAUAUAAGUAUAAAUUAAAGUAUAUAUAACUAUUA